UGUGCGCUUCAUUCCAGUGCACAAGCCGAGCGAAGCAGACUGUCCACCCGCAGCAGCCGAAGCUGAUACAUUCGCUCAGGGAAUAAAUAUAUUUAAAACCGCGCGGCUGUGUCUUUACAGGAAUACCACUCGAUCGCGGACGCAUGUGAGAGUGCACAUGCCUGGCUGGGACUGUACACCAUGGCUCUGACACAAGUGCGGCUAUCUCUGCCUCUGCUCCUCUGACCACAGAGAAAGUCUUUGGAUCUCCUCGCGAAGGCGGUUUUUUUUUAUUUUUUUCCCCCAUUGACUAACAACGAAAUAUUGUUGGAAAUAUUCUCCGGAUGGUGACCGCGGAGUGGACUACCUGUUUUCAGCUGAUUAGCGCAAUACGAGGGGAAGGGACUGGCAGACUUGCGCCCGUUGCCUUUCCUCUGGUUUAAGAAGGCACGUUGGAGAUCACUGGAAAUCGAGAAGGGCUGCUAUAUUCACACAUUUUACACCAAGGGUGUUAUUUCCUCCCAACAUUCACCUUUACGUGUUUUGGUGAAUGGGGGUAACUCUGGUCCUGGAGGCUUGACACCGCUGGGACUGGGACGAGACUGAGUGCGUGGAGCGGGGGAUCACCCAGGAUUGUGUUUCCCUCCUCUCUCUCGGGUCUGUUUACAUGUCCGACCUGACUGCUUUAUGACAAUGGAUUACUUUCUGCUUUUAUGCAGCCUCUUGCUGCCAGUGGUGUCCGCUGUAGAAGAGACGCUGAUGGACACGAAGUGGGCCACGACAGAAUUAGCCUGGACUGCACACCCUGAGACAGGGUGGGAAGAGGUGAGUGGGUACGAUGAUGCCAUGAACCCCAUCCGGACGUACCAAGUCUGCAAUGUACGUGAGGUAAACCAGAAUAACUGGCUGCGCAGUGACUUCAUCCCACGAAAAGAUGUGCUGCGUGUAUAUGUGGAGAUGAAAUUCACAGUGCGCGAUUGCAACAGCAUUCCCAACAUCCCAGGUUCCUGCAAAGAGACCUUCAACCUCUUCUACUACGAGUCUGACUCAGACUCAGCCACAGCCACAAGCCCUUUCUGGAUGGAGAACCCUUAUGUGAAGGUGGAUACCAUUGCCCCAGAUGAGAGCUUUUCCAUGCUUGAGACUGGGCGGGUAAACACAAAGGUUCGAAGUUUCGGGCCAUUGUCCAAAGCCGGGUUCUACUUGGCCUUUCAGGAUCUUGGCGCUUGCAUGUCACUCAUCUCAGUGAGGGUCUUUUACAAAAAAUGCUCCACCACCAUUGCCAACUUUGCCGUUUUCCCAGAGACAGCAACUGGGGCCGAGGCAACCUCUUUGGUUAUUGCGCCGGGAACUUGUGUCCCCAACGCUCUGGAGGUGUCCGUGCCAUUGAAGCUCUAUUGCAAUGGAGAUGGCGAGUGGAUGGUUCCUGUAGGAGCCUGCACUUGCUCGCCUGGCUUCGAACCAGCCAUAAAGGAUACCCAAUGUCAAGCUUGCAACCCUGGCACCUUCAAGUCCAAACAAGGAGACAGCUUCUGCAUGCCCUGUCCAGCCAACAGCCGUGCCAGCUCAGGAGCAUCCAGUGUUUGCUCCUGUAGAAACGGCUACUACCGCUCAGACACCGAUUCUCCCGACUCCCCCUGUACCACUGUUCCUUCUGCACCACGCAGUGUCAUCUCCAGCGUGAACGAAACCUCACUUGUGCUGGAAUGGAGCGACCCACGUGACUUGGGUGGCCGUGAAGACAUCUUCUACAACGUCAUCUGUAAGAAGUGCCUGCCUGAGCGGGGAAUGUGCUCGCGGUGUGACGACAACGUUGACAUCUCGCCGCGACACCUGGGCCUGACCCAGCGCCGUGUGGCUGUCCGUAAUCUACAAGCCCACACGCAGUACAGCUUUGAGAUCCAGGCGGUCAACGGUGUUUCCAACAAAAGCCCCUACACGCCUCAGUUCUCUGCAGUGAACAUCACCACAAAUCAGGCCGCUCCCUCUGCAGUGCCCACAGUUCACCUGAUGGCGGCCACAGCGAGCACCAUGAGCCUGUCCUGGCUGCCUCCAGAGAAACCCAACGGAAUCAUUCUGGAUUAUGAGAUUAAGUACCAUGAGAAGGUAAGCAGCAAUGAUCAGGGCGAGGCCAUUGCUCAUACCAUGACUGCACAACGGAGCAACGCCCGCAUUGAAGGUCUCAAGGCUGGUACACCCUAUGUGGUACAGGUCCGUGCCCGAACAGUGGCCGGUUACGGUCGUUACAGCAGCCCAGCCGACUUCAGCACCAACUUGCAAACCGACCCACCAAAGUCUUGGCAGGAGCAGCUGCCACUCAUCGUGGGAUCAGCCACCGCCGCCUUUGUCUUCAUCAUUGCAGUUGUGGUCAUCGCUAUCGUCUGCCUCAGAAAGCAGAGAAACGGUUCAGAGUCGGAGUACACAGAGAAACUGCAGCAGUACAAAUCCCCUAUAGUAACACCUGGAAUGAAAGUCUACAUUGACCCCUUCACCUAUGAGGAUCCCAACGAGGCUGUGCGCGAGUUUGCCAAGGAGAUCGACGUCUCCUGCGUGAAGAUCGAGGAGGUCAUCGGCGCAGGUAACCCACCAAAGCUCCUGAGCUACAGGGGGAAGACUGCUAGUCACCUCCAGGCCAUACCGUUAGAGGACUUCACACCAAGCGGAGAGUUUGGGGAGGUGUGUCGCGGUCGCCUAAAGCUGCCUGGGCGCCGGGAGAUCAUCGUAGCCAUCAAGACUCUCAAAGUGGGCUACACUGACCGCCAGAGGCGAGACUUUCUGUCUGAGGCGUCAAUCAUGGGCCAGUUUGACCAUCCCAACAUUAUCCGUCUGGAAGGUGUGGUCACCAAGAGUCGGCCAGUGAUGAUUGUGACCGAAUUCAUGGAGAAUGGCGCACUGGACUCUUUCCUACGGCUCAACGAUGGACAGUUCACAGUGAUCCAGCUGGUUGGCAUGCUGCGUGGUAUCGCAGCAGGCAUGAAGUACCUGUCAGACAUGAACUACGUGCACAGAGACCUGGCUGCCCGUAACAUCUUGGUCAACAGUAAUCUUGUGUGUAAGGUGUCUGACUUCGGCCUAUCCCGUUUCCUCGAGGAUGACCCCGCAGACCCCACCUACACCAGCUCCCUGUAUUUCAUGCUCACCUACUCAUUCGCAUAUCCACAGGGAGGGAAGAUACCCAUUCGCUGGACGGCUCCAGAGGCAAUUGCCUACAGGAAGUUCACCUCGGCCAGUGAUGUGUGGAGCUACGGCAUUGUCAUGUGGGAAGUGAUGUCGUAUGGCGAACGGCCGUACUGGGACAUGAGCAAUCAAGAUGUGAUAAAUGCCGUGGAGCAGGACUAUCGACUGCCCCCACCCAUGGACUGUCCCACAGCACUGCACCAGCUCAUGUUGGACUGCUGGGUCAAAGAGAGGAACCUGCGACCCAAAUUCACCCAGAUUGUGGCCACGCUGGACAAGCUUAUCCGCAAUGCUGCCAGCCUAAAGGUGGUCACCAACAGCGCACAGUCCACCGGGGUAUCCCAGCCCUUGCUUGACCGCUGUGUGCCAGACUAUACCACUUUCACCACUGUGGGGGACUGGCUGGACGCCAUCAAGAUGAGCCGCUACCGUGACAACUUCGUCAAUGCCGGAUUUGCUUCCUUUGACCUCGUGGCCCAGAUGACAGCAGAGGACUUGCUGCGGAUAGGGGUAACGUUGGCUGGCCAUCAGAAGAAGAUUCUCGGUAGCAUUCAGGACAUGAGACUACAGAUGAACCAAACACUUCCUGUCCAGGUGUGAGCGUCAGGACAAACAGACCGAUGCAGUCGAAGGACAGCCAGACAGGAAAAGGGGGGAGGAACUGUGCCAGAAAGAGCCAUUGUAAAACCCUAGCUGCCUGACCCAUCUCUGCCAAUUAGACGCUAUGAAACUGGCUUGCAGUGCCUCUGACUAUUUUUUUUCUCGUUAUUUCACUACCACUUCCAUUUCCUGUUCCUGCUUUUUGUGUUACUCCUCAUUGUUUAUUUUUCCAUCCAAUCAGAAUUUGUGUGUUUUUGAAAGAGGAGGAAGAGUUACCCCCCUUAUAUUCCAUGCGUGCCUCACCAGCUCUGGUGUGGGUGGACGUUUGCAUGCAUGUGUGUUUUAGUGAGGUUGGCCUUAGCCCUGUAACUGAAAUGUCACACUCUGAUCCUCACUCAAGAGCCCCUCUCCGUGACCUCUCAACCCAGCUUUGAUGGACGUGAUGCAUAGUAAGGAAUGAAUGCCCUGGUGUAAAAUAAUAAGUGAACGAAAGGGUCACACACAAAAAAAAAGACGAAAGAAACAGCAGAGAUGUUUUGGACCCACAGGAGAUAGAGGACAAUUCUUUCCCUGAUAGAAGUUGUUUUACUGUGCACGUGUGUGUCGUUCUCCAUCUUCAUAUUGAAGGUGUGUAAUGUAAAAGGGCACUUGCU
Anarrhichthys ocellatus (wolf-eel) is the source of this 4409-nucleotide messenger RNA. It is a transcript of the gene ephb3b, whose product is annotated as eph receptor B3b. The transcript has 16 exons. Gene Ontology annotation, molecular function: transmembrane-ephrin receptor activity; ATP binding; protein binding. Lineage: Eukaryota; Metazoa; Chordata; Actinopteri; Perciformes; Anarhichadidae. Gene Ontology annotation, biological process: protein phosphorylation; axon guidance; ephrin receptor signaling pathway. The coding region runs from base 667 to 3756 and encodes 1029 amino acids. Gene Ontology annotation, cellular component: plasma membrane; dendrite. The record is from RefSeq and is a predicted model, not a curated record.